Molecule: messenger RNA, 765 nt
Organism: Hippocampus comes (tiger tail seahorse)
Lineage: Eukaryota; Metazoa; Chordata; Actinopteri; Syngnathiformes; Syngnathidae
Product: lithostathine-1-alpha-like
Exons: 7
Coding region: 67-564 (165 amino acids)
Biological process (GO): immune response
Source: RefSeq, a predicted model, not a curated record
UGACAGCCCAACAUAUAAAAGGGAUUGUCAUAACUCUCGACAGUGUCAAACAUCGCGACUCCAAAGAUGGCAUUUGCUCUUCACUCGUUGUUCCUCCUUUGCGGGAUCAGUGGACUCUUGACUGGAGUCUGGGCUUUCCCUUCAAAAAAAUCCAAUGACCUUGUCUGUCCUAAAGGCUGGACUCUGUUGGACUGCAACUGUUACGUUUACGAGGAUGAACCAAGGACCUUUGCAGAUGCAGAGGCUGUCUGCAACAUUCUUGGUGGGAAUCUGGUGUCCAUCCACAGUGACCUGGAAAAUGCCGUCGUUCAGCAACUGAUUCUCGCUGGUACCAAUGAUGAUGACGAGGCCUGGAUUGGACUUCAUGAUACAAUUUUGGAUGGUGAUUACAUAUGGACUGAUGGCACCGUUGAGGAUUUCCGUAACUUUGGUUCUGGGCAACCCAAUGCACUUAAUGGCAACUGUGUAGCAAUGGAUGAAACAGAUGGACAGUGGGAAUCUGCGCUCUGUACAGAUGACGAUGAAUAUGUUUGCAUCAAGGAAGCGCACCGUGUCUUCCACUAAUCGCUCAUCUUACUUCAGUCACAAUGAAGUUCCAUCAACACAAUGAUGACUCAAUGACAGAAUAUCAUACUUUCGUGGUGUCUUUGUAUUCUUGGGUUUACGAUCAAUUUUCCUUUUCUUCCCUAUUCCACAAUUGUUCCUGACAACCAAUUUGUCACAUCAAAGAGCACCUCUCCAGUCAAUGAAGGAAUCUGUCUGCAU